CACUCGCGGCCCCUCUGGGCCCCGCGGGGUCCGGGAAGGCCCGCACAGCCUGCGCUCGACUCCAGCUGUCGGAAGGCUUGUCCUGCCCGCUAGAAGGGAUCGCUGUUCCGUAGCGCAUCGUUUGGUUUGUACAGGCGCCUAAAGAUGAACGCCAAGACGGCCAUAGAUCGAAUCAUUGGCAAGGGGGGGCUAAAGUCGGGCAACUCCAGAGCUGACAGCGGGCUCGAGAAGGGUAAGCAGGAGGGCGCUGCCCCGCGGAAAUCCAUGGAGGAGCUGGCGGCAGGCGGAGUGACGGAGCCGGAGAGGAGCGGGCUCCUCCAGAAAAUACUUUCCCUUGAGAAAGAAAAAGAAAAAUACAGUCACCUUCUUGGACAGAAGGACAAAGAAAUCCAAAACCUGAAAGACAAGCUCAGGUCCAAAACCAAGAACAGUGAAGUCUCCUUACUACAAAAUCAGCUAGAGGAAAAAACAAAGGAAGCAGAAAGGAGAGAACAGUUACUUUGUUCUCUAUCAGAAGAAAUGAACCGGUUAAAAUGUAAUUUAUCUGCAGCCAUGGCAAAAUGCUCUGAUCUUGAGAACAAAACCAGUAGUACUUCUCAGGCAGCCCAGGAAGGUGCGACAAACAGCACUGAAGUUGAAAGACAAUUGAAAGAUGCUCUUGAGAAAAACCAGCAGUGGCUACUGUAUGACCAGCAACGGGAAGCAUAUGUCAGGGGAUUGCUUGGAAGGAUCUUUGAACUUGAACAGAAGACAGAAAUAGUUAGCCAGCAAGAACCUAAAUCAAAUUCAGAAGGUCAUCUACAAGGGGAAAAGCAAGAAUACCAUGACCAGCUGUUACUAGCUGCUAGGAGUGAUCAUGAGACUGAAAGAUGCACUAUAACCCAGCUGAGAUUGGAACUUGAUGAACUUAAAAAGACAUAUGAAGAAACACAAGGGGAAAUGAUGAGUUUAAAUGCCUUAUUGCAGUCACAACGGGUUGCUGAAUUGAAGACUCAAGAAAAUGAAAAUAAAAUGAAAGAGGAAGCACAAAGGCUAAAACAAGAAAAUGAAACUAUCAAAGAACAGCUCAGAGAAGAAAAAGAAAAGUCUGAGGAACUUUUAUGUCAGGUGCAACUUCUUCGUAAAUCAUUGCUCAGACAGGAGGCAGAACACACAAGAAUAGCUUUGUUGGAACAACAGUUUUUCACUUUGUUGGGCUGCCAGAUCCAGAUAUGCACCACGGACUUAGAGAAUGGAAAGCUUGAUCGCCAGAACUUGAAGCAUGAGUUAAACCAUGUUCUCAAGGAGUUGCGCAAGGCCAAGGAGAAGAUAACCCGUCUGGAGCCUCUGAAACUCCGAGAAUCUGGACAUACGGAAUCACAAGAAGAUUUGCAAGCUGUAUUUGACAAGAAGCUGACCACAUAUGACAGAAGUCCUCCUCUGAAACAUUCCAGCUGCCUUGAUGAAAGUUUUCUUGAGUGUCCCAGAUGUAAAGUGCCAUAUCCAACGAGCCAGCAUAGAGAAUUACUAGCACACAUUGACUUCUGUACAGCUUGAGCUCCAAAUGGACUUACUGUCUUUGCUUCAUAUAUGCUGCCAAUAUGCUUGGCAAAAGAUCUUUUAAAGCUUAUUUCUCACAGUUGUAUAAAUGACAAAAUGAUAAUUCAGUUCCACAAAAACAGUAUUAACUUUAUAAUUUGGCCUCGGUAUUUUACCUCAUGUUUUUGAAAAACAGCUCCUGCAUUUUCUAGUUGCAAACAGAAAUAUUUUUAGAAUUAGGAAUAUUUUAAAUAGUAAACUACUGGCCUUUUUUUUUUUUUUUUUUUUUUUCUUUUUGCACUAUUAAAUGUAAGAAUAGUAAAAGCACAAUUAUUGUGUCAGACUAUAUUUUAGUUUUGGCAUACCCAGUUCUUGGUUGUUGAGUCCUGAUGAUUGUGCUUGUACCUUAACUGACAAAAAUAGCUACAAAAGAUUUUUGGCCCUCGAAGGUGCACUAUAUAUAUAUAUAUAUAUAUAUUUAUUUAUACAUGGUGUGUGUACAUAUGUGUAGUGUGUAGAGUAUAUACAUACAUCUGUUAUAUAUAUGUGGAAUAGAUCAACAUCUUGAUACAUAAAAACUCAGGAGGGCCAUGUUAGAUCUUUGCUGCUUAAGAUUGAUGGUCAAAACAUCAAUCUGAAGUAGCUGAUCAUCCAGAACCACCAUCGGGCCGACUAAAUUGCUGACCAAGGUUUAAUCUGAAAAAAAACAACUUCCUGGCAAACAUAAACUUCCUUGGUGCCAAAGAAAGUUUAUAUUUCAGACAAUGUCAGAGGCCAUUUUUGAAUUUUGGGUAUAUAAUUACUCUGAAUUAAACUUGUUUUGCUUCUGUAUUUUAGAGGUUAAAUUUGAGAAAUGUCAGUUAUUCAACCUUAGAUUUGGCAAAUGUCCCAAAGUGCAGUUUUUAACAAAUUGCUCUAGUGGAUUUGAAGUGUGACUGUAUUUUGGUAUUAAUACAAAACACAAGUUAAUGUCAAAUUCUGGCAACAAAUUGGAAACUGGCAAAAAAAAAUCCCUGAUGGAUUUGUAAUUGCAAAUUGCAAUCUCUAGCACCUACUGUAAGUUUGAAUGGAUUGUGAGCAUUUUGUUCCUUGCAUAUGUAGUGAAGUCCCAACAAGAAGUUACUUCCAUGGAAAUGAUUCAAAUGUGGAAAUUUUGCAAAGAUACACUAGUUAAGAAUAAAUUUGCACAUUUUAAAAGUUUGUGGUUUGCUGAGGACACACAAAUACCCAAGGUGUAUGUGUCUCUGGCCUGCUGAUUCUGAUUGCUAGCUGGUAUCAGCUUUCUCCAUUUGCUUUAUUGCAAAACUGCGUGCAUUUACCCCAUAAUGUUCACCUUAAUCCCUGAUGUUACAUUUUUAUUCUUAAAUAUGAAGGUCCAAUUUGUUGAAAAUAACUGGUAGUAUCAAGUGAAGUUAUUCUCAAUUAAAUCCAGUGUUCAUGAGACAGAAAAUACUAAAAGAUAUUAUCUUUAUAUCUGAAAUAUCUCUGCCAGAUUUAUUGUAUUAGCCACUCCCUAUCCACUUUGCAAUUUCACUGACGAUGUCUCAGGCUAAUCUUUGUAUUUGACAAUUUGCUCAAUUGCUAGCAACAGUUUUUCUGACCAAAGAUAUGAUAAGCUGAAGAGUAAAACAGAAAUUGUGCUUCAGAAUCUCAAGGUUUUUCCAUGAGAGAAAUUAUCUUAAUUUCAUAUAUUUUUACAAAUCUUUUAGCUCAGGAUAAUAACUAUGCUUUUCAUUGCAGCCUAAUAAUUUUAAUCUCUAAUUAAACUACUUUUGAAAGUCUAAGUUUGUCUUUCAACAACACCUUAAUCAGCUAGUAUUCUAUUCCCAGCUGCAUACUCAGCAUAGUUUCUGCAAAAGGAAAUCCUGAUCUUUUAUGUAUUAUAAAUGAAAUAAGUUUGCCUAGUACAGGUCAGCACUCUUCAGCAGUUCUGAGGCUUUCUUAAAUUAGCAUAAAGCACUUCCACUUUAGAAAUGGGUACUGUAGAGGGAGAUUUGGAAAGUUCAUGAUGUGAUAAAAAGUUUUGUUCAUUCUACCUUUAAUGAACUUUAACAAUGGAUUUAGUCCUACCUGAUAAAUAUUACACCUAGGUACAAAAAAAUCUCUUACUGAUAAAUUAAUACAGGUCAUUAUUGUGGUAUAUGUUGCAAAAUACCAAAAUUACGUUUCAGUGAAGUAAACACUUACUUUGAAAGCAGACCCACAAAUACUGUUGUCAUCACCUACAUGUAAUUAAAACCAGCUAUAAAACUCCAACUUCAUACGGUAUGCAGAUCAUAUCACUGCUUUUUUUCCAUUCCUUAGAAGCUAAGAAAUCUCAGAAUUUUUUUUUCCUGAAAGUUAACAAAGGAGAUCUGCUGCCUCCUCUCUCUAGUUAUAUGUGGAAAAGAGAAGUUUAUGCCUAACAUGCUUCCCUUACUGAUAAGAAUUAAUUAGCUGCAAGUCUAAUUCUUUGUAAGGCAGGAAGCAACAGCAAUGUUUUCAUUACUUCAAGCACUUUGGAUUUACAAUGUCAGGAGCCUUUUUCUCUUAUGUCCCUUUCAAGUAAUUGAAUUUCAGCCUACCAGAAAGACUGUGUUAUUUGAAGUUGUUGAUCCAGGGAAACCUGGGGGCUAAUACAAUAGUUUACCAAUAUUUAGUAGCAUAUUUAUAAAUCCUAGCUUUCAUACUGUUCUUUUUAAACAGCAAAUUAAAUGGAUUUGAUGCCAUGUUGGGUAACUGGAAAGACAGUAAAACUCCACAUUUUUUUUCCAUAAGGAGAGCUGCUUGUGAAAUAAAAACUGAAAGAU
Messenger RNA from Poecile atricapillus (Black-capped chickadee), 4307 nucleotides. RefSeq names its product centrosomal protein 55 (gene CEP55). The transcript is spliced from 8 exons. Lineage: Eukaryota; Metazoa; Chordata; Aves; Passeriformes; Paridae. Gene Ontology annotation, biological process: regulation of phosphatidylinositol 3-kinase/protein kinase B signal transduction; mitotic cytokinesis. Bases 145 to 1536 code for a protein of 463 amino acids. The record is from RefSeq and is a predicted model, not a curated record.